AUGAAGCAAGUUGGUAAGUCUGAAUGGAGGGAGAAGUGGAGAAGCUUCACAGCGUGCAGCGCACAGUCCAGCAUCGCUUCUUGGGCACUUCGCUCCUCCUUCAGAGAUAUCUUGACUGUGGACUGUUUUAGAAUAAUGGUUGAAAAUAUUGAUGAACAAUUAAGUAAUAUGAACAGUCAAUAUGAUGUUUCUAAUCUAAAUAGUCUACCAUCACCUGAAGAUAUCAAUGAAAUUCCCGAAUUACAAGCCAAUAUUAUCAAAGGCCCCUAUGAUAGUCCUUCACAUUAUUUAAAUAUUCAUUUUAAAUUACUUAAGGAAGAUUUUGUUAGUAAUUUACGUAAUGGUUUACAAGAAUAUAAAGCUAAUUUGGAGGAAAAUAAUGCUUUUCAAAUCAAAGAUCUUUUUGUCUAUGAUGCACUUUAUUGUGGACUAAUCAAUCAUAGUAGAAAAACUAACUUGGCUAUUAGUUUUGAGAUUGAUAAUGAGAAACUGAAAAAAGUAGAUUGGGCCACAUCAAAACGAUUAAUUUAUGGAUCGCUGCUCCUUAUAUCCAAUGACAAUUUUAAAACUUAUUAUUUAACACUACUUGACGGCAAAAAAACUCCAGAAAGUGGUGAUAAAAAUUUUGUGAUUUCGACUUUAGUUGUGGAUAAGUUUAUUAAAUUAAAAAAAUAUACCAAGUGCUCCAUUAUUGAAUCAAAAGUAUUUUUUAACCCAUAUUUCCAUGUAUUAAAAGCAAUAAAAAAAAUACAUCUAAAUAAUUUUCCAAUGGAUAAAUAUAUUAUUCAAGCUUGUACUGAAUUAAAUCCACCAGGUUACUUAAACAAUGAAACCAAUUAUUUGAUAGAAGGAAAUGAAAUAAAUAUCAAUAACAUUACCUCUUAUGAAAACCCUAAAAUAUUUGGUUUAAAUGAAUUCCAGAUAUCAGCCUUGCAAGCAGCACUAACUAAAGAGUUUGUUAUAAUCCAAGGACCUCCAGGUACCGGAAAAUCCUAUUUAGGCUUGAAAAUAAUUAAUAUUCUUCUAAAUAAUAGUUCAGUUUGGAAAAAAGAUGAAUCUCCUAUUUUAGUCAUUUGUUGCCGAAAUAAUGCAGUUGACCAGGUGCUAGAAUCCCUUAUAAAAGAUGGAAAGAAAAUAGUUAGACUUGGAAGCCAGUCAAAUAAUGAGCAUGUCAAAGACAGUUGUCUCCGUAACGCUGUUAAACUGAUAUAUACUAACCCAGUGUUUAGAGAUAAAAUUAAUGCAAUUAGGAAUCAAAUUGAAAACUUAAAAUCACAGAUAGUUGAAAUGCAGUCAGUUAUUGACAGCAUCAAUGACAAAAAAGCAGUGCUUAACAUUGAUUCUCUCAGUGAUAUAUUGACAACAACACAAAAACAAACUCUAACUGAAUCAAGUGUUUUUGAAGAAUGGUUAUUUGGAGGUAAUGAUGACUGUGAUAGCAGUGAAGCAUUAUUGGAUGGACUUUCAUUCGAUAAUUUAGAAUAUAACUCAUCAUUCAUGAUGAAUAUAACUGUUGAACAUGAAAGCUCAUUAUUCCUUCUGAGAAUUACUGACCUAAUAAAUGAACUUUGUGAUCUUAGGAUGAAAAUUGAUUUUAUUUAUUCUUAUAAAGAUGAUCUACAGUUGAAAGGGCCAGAUAUAUUACUAAAUGUAGUAGAAAUUUUACAAGAGUAUGGAGUAAAAGAAUUGUUUCUGAAGAAGGUGGUAAAUAGGAUUAAUUUAGAUAUUAACAAUUUUAUUGACGUAACUCAAUUAAAUCCUGAUAAUUUAUUUGAAUUGUCAAUACCUGAAAGAUGGAAGUUGUAUAAACAUUGGGCAGAUCUGUUUUGUAAACAGUGUUUGGAAAAAAUUGAAGGUUAUCUUCAUCAGAUUAACGAGAAGCAAAAUGAUUUAGAUGAAUUAAACAAUACUAGUGAUGGACACAAAGUUCUACAGUUGUGUCCUGAUGUAGUUGGGGCAACCACUGCUGGUGCAGCACGCACUCGCUCUCUUCUUGCAGUACUCAAGCCAAAAAUAGUUAUAUUUGAAGAAGCAGCAGAGGUUUUAGAAUCUCAUACUGUAGCAGCGUUAACACAAUGCUGUGAACACGUCAUAAUGAUAGGAGAUCAUCAACAAUUGCGACCAAAUCCUGCAAGUCAUAUUUCUGUACUAAAGUACAACUUAGAUAUCUCCCUAUUUGAGAGAAUGAUAAAUAAUGGAUUAGAAUAUUUUACAUUAAAUGAACAACACCGAAUGAGACCACUGAUUUCAUCUCUUGUCAUCCCACAGUUUUAUCCUAAAUUACAAAAUCACAAAAGUGUAGAAAACUAUCCAGACAUAAGAGGUCUGAGGGAUAAUAUGUUUUUUGUUGAUCAUAUCAUUCCUGAAGAUGAGUUGAUAGAUUCUGAUAGUCAUCGGAAUAAACAUGAAGCUCACUUUAUCCUUGCUUUAGCUGACUAUGUAUUGAAGCAAGGGUACAAUAAGGAAGACAUAACUAUCCUUACAUUGUAUGGAGCACAAUUUUUUUAUCUUCAGGAAGUGCGUUCAGAUUAUCCUUCAUUGAAAGAUGUAAGCAUGGAAGUAGUUGAUAACUUCCAAGGUCAAGAAAACAAGAUUAUACUUCUGUCAUUAGUUAGAAGUAAUCCUCAAACUAUCGGAUUCUUAUCUAAAAUGAACAGAAUAUGUGUUGCUCUCACCAGAGCAAGAGAAGGGUUUUAUCUAAUUGGUAAUAUGAAAACACUAAAAGACAACUCAUCUGUUUGGGAGGGUAUCAAUGAGACUCUUCAAAAAAAUAAAGUUAUAGGAAAUGAACUUCCUUUGAAAUGCAACACACAUGGAACGAUUACAAAUGUGCGGACAAGUGAUGAUUUUUUACCCUUAGUUUUUGGAGGUUGUACACUGAUUUGUGGUGCAAAAUUAGAAUGUGGCCAUGUUUGUGAAUUACAAUGUCAUAGUGCUGAUGAAGGCCAUUUAGGAAUUUACAGCUGCCAAAAACCUUGUGAACGCAAGGCUGAUUGUAACAUUCAUGAUUGUAAGGCUUUGUGUGGAGACCCAUGUCCUAAAUGUGAUGUUAACUUGGAAACUAUUUUGCCUUGUGGUCAUCCAGGUUCAAAGGAGUGCAGAGGAGAAUCUCUUCCCUGCAGCUCGAAUUGCACUGACAUGUUAAGUUGUGGACAUUCUUGUUCAAAAGAAUGUCAUUAUCCUAUGCCACAUCUUCCUGAUGAGGUAGUGUGCACCGAGAGCAGUUUAGAACGACUUUCAUGUGGACAUGAUAUGGAAGUUCCUUGUUCUGUUGGUACCAUUAAAGAAAUGAUCUGUAAGGAAAGUGUUGAAAAAUGUCUUCCAUGCGGCCAUUUCAUAACCAUUGCUUGUCAUUUAUCAUCUGAAGGAAAUAUUUUUUGUGAAAAAAUGGUUGAAAAAGAGUUGAAAUGUGAACAUGGUUUUCAAUUGGAAAAAUGUUCUACUCCCACCAAUGAUAUUGUUUGUAAGAAAGAGGUAAUCAAAACUAUUGAAGAAUGUGGUCACAAGAUGAAAGUAAUGUGCUAUACGAAGUCAAGCAAAACUUUAUGUGAUCAGGCCUGUGAAUUAAUAAAACAAUGUGGCCAUAAUUGCAGUGGUUUGUGUGGACGACCAUGUCCUAAAUGUCUAGAGAUGGUUGAAAUAGACCUAGUAUGUGGUCAUAAAGGCUUUUCUCCAUGUGCAGAUAUUGUAGAUAUGAAAACAUUGGAUAAAAAAAUGAACUUUGGUAGUUUAAACUGUGAAAAACUUUGCAAGUCUAUUUUGAAGUGUGGUCAUAAAUGUGAGGGAACUUGUGGCAAAUGUAUGCAAGGUUGCAUUCAUGAAGCUUGUAUUGUUACUUGUGGUGCAGUAUUACUAUGUGGCCACAUAUGUUCCAAUAAUUGCAGUUCGAGUAUUCAUUUAUGUGAUCAAAAAUGCUUAAAUAUUUGUAAACAUCAAACUUGUAAAAAUAAAUGUAGCCAGCCUUGUCAAAAAUGUGAGAAACAAUGUGAAUGGCAAUGUGAACAUUUUCGAUGUACCAAACUUUGUUGGGAAGAGUGUGAUAGACCUGUUUGUGAAGCCCCGUGCAAAAAACUAUUGCCAUGUGGUCAUAUUUGUAAUGGGUUUUGUGGUGAACCAUGCCCCUUAGUCUGUAUUGUAUGUACUCCUGGAAAUGAUAGAUCUAAAUCAAAUUAUAUAUUACUGGAAGACUGUGGUCAUAUUAUUUCAAAAAAUGAAUUUUCAACUUUGAUAUCAACUACCAUUGGACUGUUUAUUUGCCCAAGAUGCAAAAAACCUCAAACGUCUUCACAUUAUGUUAGAUAUUAUACAAAACAGUGGUUUUUUUUAUUCCCUAAAAUUCGAAGAAAACACUUGAACCAAUAUAAUAAUGUAGCAGAUUUAGUAUUAGACUUUAAAUCUUUACUAGGAAGAAUACACAAAAUAUUAAACUUCAGAUUUAACAACUUCGAAGAGCUCAAACUGCUGUUAAAUGGUAUAGUAAAAUCAAUAAAAACAAUAUUAUUAAAACAGAACAAUGGCACUAGUAUUGAAACUUUGAGAUCAUUACUCUUUGUUUCUUACUACAUCAGUGAAGCAUUUCAAUUGAUUCAGCAAACCAACCAAACAAAUGAUUUUGAUUAUCUUUCAAGGUUAAACUAUCUAGCAUCAUAUUUAAAGAAAUGGGAAACUGGUAUAAGCAGAGAUCAGAUGUAUCAGUUCAAAGAUGAACUCUUCAGAUUGAUGGUUAUUUGUAAACUCAACGAAAUUAAGGCAAAGAUAAUAAAUGGUGCUGAACCCAUCAAAAAGGUGUACCUCGAUGAAGCAUGGGAGUCAACUUGUGGAUUCGAAGAGUUUGAUGACAAGAAACAAAAGUAUGUUGUCUCUUUAAUAAAACAAAUUGAUUCAAAUUAUGAUAUAAAUUUAAAGUUUCUUUCAAAUGAAUUUUUAUCAAUUUUUGAGAAGUACUACUCUCUGACUCUUCAUAAAGAGAGUUGGAAAAAAUGUAACAAAAAUGGUUAUAUUUUUUACUCUCCCGAUAAGGCUCUAUCUGAAUCAAGAGGUCUUACUUGUAUAGAUAGUCAAAGGGAAUUAUCAUUUUAGUACUUUUUACUUAUGAAAAUUAUACACACCAAAGUGUACAUACAUAUCCAAACCCAUUCUGUAAAUUCUUAUAAGAAUAGAUUUUAUAUAAACAUUAAUAUAAGAGAGGAAAAAAAAACUCAAAAAGAAUAAUUGUAAGAAUUGAAACAUAAAUGUCUUAAUCUCCAAUAUAAUUGUGAACAGUAAACCCAACUGCUAUAAAUAUUAUAUAUAACCUGAAAUAAAAUUUUAUAAAACUUUGAAUUGGGAAAAAUUUCUGUUUUAAAAUAAUUUUAAACAAUAAUGUUUAUUAAUAUUUAAU
This is a messenger RNA of Nezara viridula (southern green stink bug), 5380 nucleotides long. The record is from the annotation of a GenBank genome assembly. NCBI's taxonomy places the organism in Eukaryota, Metazoa, Arthropoda, Insecta, Hemiptera, Pentatomidae.